Molecule: messenger RNA, 1122 nt
Organism: Orbilia oligospora ATCC 24927
Lineage: Eukaryota; Fungi; Ascomycota; Orbiliomycetes; Orbiliales; Orbiliaceae
Exons: 2
Coding region: 1-1122 (373 amino acids)
Biological process (GO): chromatin remodeling
Source: RefSeq, a predicted model, not a curated record
AUGUCCCGUACCAGCUUCACUUCUUCAAAAUCAGCUACUGUGGGCCGCAAGCUUGCUGUCAACCAAGUUGAGUUGGAAGCGGCAAUGAGAUUAUCGAUCCUCAACGCUCGAUGCGUAAAUUGUCAUAAAGCUUCCGAUUCGAAGGGUGAUAAGAUCGUCUUUUGCGAUGGCUGCGAGAGACCCUACCACCAAAAAUGUCACCGACCAAUAAUCGAUCAGUCCUAUAUCGAGGUUUUAGAGAAGAACUGGUUUUGCUUCGAGUGUGCAACGGUACCCGGGGAAGGUGAUGAUUUAUCUGAAGAGAUGGGAUAUUAUGAAGAAGGAGAGGAAGCCAACAGGAGGAAUGAACUUAUAAAUCAAAUCCAAGCUGAACAGAAUGAUGACAGAGCCUAUCUUAGAGAUGUAGACGCCACUUCUGAAGAGCACAGGGAUGAAGAACGGCAGAAGGAAGAGGAUGGGAACGAUCACCACCCUACCGAAGAAAGAGAACAAAAUGAAUCUCAACCUACCAUGGCACCUGGGAACGAGACUACCAUGACACCUACUAAUACCAUCAAAAAUCUCGGUACCAUGGGAUCCCAAAACAUGGAGGCUGCUAUCAAAGAACUUGAUGAUGACCAGCAUAAACUCUUCCUCAAAACCCUUACCCAUGACGAUCUAGUCGACUUAAUAUGUCACCUAAGAUUAAAAGGUGCAACUUUUGACUUCGAUUUCCCUUCAGGAAUCAAGGACAAGCUUGCCGAGUUCACUCGCGCCCAGAUCAAAAAGGACAAAGGCACAAAGCGCAAGGCUUUGGCCGAUGAAGCACCAAACGAGAGGGAAUCCGGCCCGGUUGACGAGCCGGUCCCUUCACUCGAGGGAGAAGACGAAGGUUCGGACGGGGGCCGUUCUCCGGAAUCCAAACGUCGCAAGCUUACCGCUUCGCAGCGGUAUUGGUUGUGGCGUGAGGAUCCGGAAACCCCUUCUAUUACGCACAUCGUCUACCGGGAUGGGGUUGGGCGCCCUGCCCAUGAGGUUUACCCUCCACUGUUCCCGUACCCCGGGAGGGGACAAUCGGGCGUAUCCCAAACAGAGGGAUGGGAUGGCGGAGGGGAAGACCCUAAGGAUAGUAAACGGGCCUGA